AUGUACAACGAUCACAAGGCCACGGUGAAGAAUGCCGACAUGCCAGAGGACAUGCAGGCAGACGCGAUUGAGGUGACGCUGCAGGCAAUGGAAAAGUUCAACAUUGAGAAGGAUAUCGCCGCCUACAUCAAGAAGGAGUUCGAUAAGAAGUACCAGCCGACGUGGCACUGCAUUGUGGGCCGUAACUUCGGCAGCUUCGUGACACACGACACCCACUGCUUCCUGUACUUCUACCUCGGCCAGGUCGCUGUGUUGCUCUUCAAGUGCGGGUAA
Messenger RNA from Leishmania braziliensis MHOM/BR/75/M2904, 273 nucleotides. RefSeq names its product putative dynein light chain, flagellar outer arm. NCBI's taxonomy places the organism in Eukaryota, Euglenozoa, Kinetoplastea, Trypanosomatida, Trypanosomatidae. The transcript has a single exon. Gene Ontology annotation, biological process: microtubule-based process. The record is from RefSeq and is a predicted model, not a curated record. Gene Ontology annotation, cellular component: dynein complex. Gene Ontology annotation, molecular function: dynein light intermediate chain binding; dynein intermediate chain binding. Bases 1 to 273 code for a protein of 90 amino acids.